This is a messenger RNA of Anthonomus grandis grandis, 1549 nucleotides long. It is a transcript of the gene Vdup1, whose product is annotated as arrestin domain-containing protein 4. NCBI's taxonomy places the organism in Eukaryota, Metazoa, Arthropoda, Insecta, Coleoptera, Curculionidae. Gene Ontology annotation, cellular component: cytoplasm. Gene Ontology annotation, biological process: protein transport. Bases 315 to 1328 code for a protein of 337 amino acids. The transcript has 6 exons. The record is from RefSeq and is a predicted model, not a curated record.
UAACAUUGACAAAAAACAACAAGAUGAUAGAGGCAAACAAGCCUUCUAUUGCCAAUAAAAUUCUAGUUUUAAGAAUUCGUUGAAUAUUCCUUCACCUUCGCUCAAAUCAAGAAGGAAUGGGCUUUAGGUGGUUUCUUGUGUCAACACCAAUCUACCAUACCAAGAAAAGAUAAAGACAAGCAGGCGGCUUUAGACUUUAGUUUGGUCGGGUAUAGCGAGUAGUGGCCGUGGCACGAAGAAGCUAAUGUAGGUUAAAGCCGGACUGGUUGUGUUUGUUUGUUUAAUGUGACUGUGUAAAUGUCAAAACCGGAGAAAUGCCGAGAAAGUUAUUGAAAUUUUUGAUUCUGUUUGAUAAUACUUCGCUACUGUACUUCCCAGGACAAUUCCUUUCUGGGAGGGUCCUGGUUGAACUUCAAGAUGACACACCCGCGUUAGGACUACAUUUCCAUGUAGUUGGAGAGGGUGUCGUCAGGGUCCGAACUCCCCGACAAGAAAGGGUUUACGACAAAGAAAACUACAUCGAUUUCCGGAUGAGGCUACUUGGUGAACCCGGUCAGGGUCCUUCAGUACUGUCUCCAGGAAUACAUAGUUUUCCAUUUAAAUUAGGUCUACCCUUAGGAUUACCUUCGACGUUCUUAGGAAAGCACGGUUGGGUUCAGUACUAUUGCAAAACAGCCCUUAGGGAGUCAAGCGGACUUACACAUAAAAAUCAGCAAGUUUUUAUAGUCAUGAGUCCAAUUGAUUUGAAUUUAGAACCAGCUGUAUUAGGGACCAUUUCGGGACAGGAAACUUUCCGGUGUGAAGUAGAACAUAAAUUUGGAGUUAGCUGCGUUGGGUCUGGAGCUGUAGUUUGCAAAGUUACCUUGGACAGAGGGGGAUAUGUGCCAGGAGAAAGUAUAGGUGUCUCAGCGAGUGUAUCAAAUAGAAGUAGGUUAACUAUUAAAAGUACCAAAGCAGCGUUAACAGAGACAAUCACUUACAUGGCCAGAGGGAAAGUAGUUCAAACAGAAAAAAGAGAACUGGCGGUACUUACUAGGGGGAAAAUUAGACCGGGAGAGACGGACAGAUGGGACAAUGAACAACUCUAUAUUGUUCCUUUGCCUCCUACGAAUUUAAGAGGGUGCCAUUUAAUUAAAAUUAAUUAUGACGUAUUUUUCAUAGUAGAGCCAAGCGGACUGCAAAAAGAUGUAAAACUACAACUUCCAAUAGUGAUGGCUACUUAUCCACUAAGGUCGUCUGACGAUGAAAAUGGAAACAAAUCCGGCACGCAUUAUCCUUCGACCCUUCCAAUAUUCAGACCAUGGUUGGAGGAUAAGUCCCAAGAUUGAUCAUGCAAUUAAGGAAACUAACCACUAUUAAUGAUCUAAGUGUAUAAUUUUCUAAUCCAUGCCAUAAACUCUAAUCAUAAUAUAGUUAAACCCCAGAUAAUUAUGGCUGUCGUCGCGGAUGAAUGCUGAACUACGGAAUGGAAUGAGGAACUUUACAGGAAUGCUGAUGACAUUUAUAUAAGACUAUAUAAUAUACAUGGAAAUAUAAAAGUAAUAUUAAC